AUGCUGUCCCAAUUUCGUAUUAAUGGCUUGAGGGAUGGUUUAUAUAUGGAGAUAACGUCCUGGACUACACUCGGACUGCUGUUGGCAUCCAUAAUUUUCGCGUUCAACGUGGUCCGCACUGUCUAUCGACUCUGGUUUCAUCCUCUGUCCCGGUAUCCAGGGCCCAAGUUGGCCGCGGCAACUCAUCUGUGGUAUGCCUACCAUUGGAUGGGAGGAAGAUAUCCGUUCAGUAUUGAAGAGGCUCACCAGAAAUAUGGAGACGUUGUUCGGAUCGCUCCAAAUGAGCUGUCAUUCAGCACGGCACAGAGUUUCCAAGAUAUAUAUGGUCAUGCCACGUCAAAGGACCACAACACAUUCAUCAAAGGCACCUUCUACGAGCACCCCCAACCAGAACCGGGCAUCGUGGCGGAGCGUGACCCCGAAAAGCACCGGGAAACCCGCAAGCUAUUGUCACAUGGAUUCAGUGCACGGGCUCUUAAGACACAGGAGUCCAUCAUCCAUGAUUAUACAAACCUCUUUGUAUCUCAGCUGAAGAAGCACGGCACCGAAAAUGCUUUGAACAUGCGGGAAUGGUUCAAUUAUUUGAGUUUUGAUAUCAUUGGCGAACUUGCCUUCGCGGAACCUUUUGGAGCUGUCAAGUCUGCCAAAUCGCAUUUCUGGAUUGAUACCAUCCAUGAUGCAGGCAUCCUGGUUUGUUUGUUUGAGAUUGGGCGUCGCCUUCCGCUUCUAUGGCCCGUUCUUCUGUUCGCUCUGCCGGCCAAUAUCAAAAAGAAAUUCGACCUGUUCCUCGAAUACUCGCGGGAUCUGGUCCGUGCUCGGGUCGCCCGCAAAGAUACGGUAACGCGGGAGGAUUUCUUUGCUCGGCUGCUGGCGGACAAAUCGGAGAAUAAAUCUGAAGAGUGGUUGAUGGCACAGGCCAAUGUGCUAGUCAUUGCCGGCUCGGACACGACUGCCACGGCCCUGGCCACCAUCACGUACUAUCUGGCUGCGAACCAAGACAAACUGUGGCAUCUCCAGCAGGAGAUUCGCCGCACCUUUGAAGAUUCGUCCUCCAUUACCAGCGACUCACUUCAGGGUCUGCCGUAUCUCAAUGCUAUCAUCGAAGAAGGACUGCGCAUCUGCCCGCCGACCUCCUUUGGGCUACCCCGGAUUAGCCCCGGUGCAUUGGUAGACGGGCAUAUGGUACCCGCCGGUACAACGGUGUCGACUGCGUCCUGGACCACCGCCCACCGCGAGGACUACUUCCGCAAUGCACGGGACUUUCAUCCGGAACGCUGGCUCGCUACCACGCAGCCACUAGCAGAUGUCCGAUUCAAGGAAGAUAACCAGACGGCGUCGCGGCCAUUUUCGCUGGGGGCACGAGGCUGUCUCGGCGUAAACUUGGCGUACAUGGAAACCCGAAUGACGCUGGCCAAGCUAGCAUGGCAUUUUGAUAUGGACUUGGUGAAUCAAUCCAGCCUGGAUUGGGAGAGAGACUUGAGAUUUGAAGGGUUUUGGAAAUUGCCCACACCCGAGGUGCGAUUCAUCCCAGUGGAGAGGUGA
This is a messenger RNA of Penicillium roqueforti, 1542 nucleotides long. Its product is annotated as putative cytochrome P450 pisatin demethylase. The record is from RefSeq and is a predicted model, not a curated record. Bases 1 to 1542 code for a protein of 513 amino acids. Lineage: Eukaryota; Fungi; Ascomycota; Eurotiomycetes; Eurotiales; Aspergillaceae. Gene Ontology annotation, molecular function: iron ion binding; heme binding; oxidoreductase activity, acting on paired donors, with incorporation or reduction of molecular oxygen. The transcript is spliced from 7 exons.